CGCACACACACACGCACACACACACGGAUCAGAUCAGAAAGGCUGUACUGUUGUCCACAGAUCUGACUGCAGUGUUUUCCAACACCGCCUCAGGCUGCUCUGCGCCUCCAUCCAUCUGUUUAUCAUCCAUUCAUACGUCCAUCCAUCUAUAUGGUUUUCCAUUAUUUUAACUCCUCUUCUCUCUUAGAGAGUGGAGAGAGAGAGAGACAAAUAUUUUCACAACUCAAUCUUCAGAUGAAUCUUUUUCAAAUCAAACCGGAGUCAUAUCCCUUCUUCCACCUCCUGAAACAUCCAUCAUUUCUGUCAGUAACAGUAACUCUGUGCUCCUCGUGUUAAUGAUUUGAGAGCAGAGUCGUCCCAGCAGCAGUCACAUGAUCAUCAGACACUGUUCACAUUAUGAGAACCACUUCAUUUAGAGGUCAAAGUUGAAGCGGAAAAGAGUGUGAACUGUGAUGGAUGUCCAAAGGACAGUUCUAGUUUAUGAUGUAUUGUUCACCGUUGUGUUUAAAUGAGCCGGAUCUCCUCUGGUGCUGAUGAAGAUCUUUGUGUGUUUCAGAGCUUCAAGCUAAACGUGGACAGUCACAGCGCUCUGAAGGAGAGCGUCAUGGAGGAAGGCCGAGCACUGCUCACCGUCAUCACCUCCAGCCAAUCGGGUUUGAAGGAUAUCCUCCAUAUGGUUUCCAGCCAAUGGGAUCAGCUCCAGCGGCAGAUCCGGCGCCAACAUGGCUGGAUGCUCCGCGCCCUCCGCUGCAUCCAGGCCCGCCUCUUCUACUCCAGCCAAUCGCGCGAGCCCUUCGCAGCCUCUUGCGACGUGUUGGCCAAUCGGCAGGCUCCGUGCCCUCCGGACAGCCUCAAGGUAAGAAAACAACGGUGUUUUUUAUUUUUCUGUUCAGCUCCGAAUCUCUCUGUUAUUCUGUCCAUCUGUUCAUUGUUUGUUUUUUACUUUGGUUGAUAUCCUUCCAUUUCCUCUCUGGUUGAUCCCGGUUAUCCCUCUCUCUUAUUCUAACACACACACCACACACACACACACACA
This is a messenger RNA of Anarrhichthys ocellatus (wolf-eel), 1033 nucleotides long. Its product is annotated as A-kinase anchor protein 6-like. The record is from RefSeq and is a predicted model, not a curated record. The transcript is spliced from 2 exons. Lineage: Eukaryota; Metazoa; Chordata; Actinopteri; Perciformes; Anarhichadidae. Bases 509 to 952 code for a protein of 147 amino acids.